Olea europaea var. sylvestris is the source of this 1869-nucleotide messenger RNA. RefSeq lists its product as uncharacterized. NCBI's taxonomy places the organism in Eukaryota, Viridiplantae, Streptophyta, Magnoliopsida, Lamiales, Oleaceae. The transcript is spliced from 6 exons. The record is from RefSeq and is a predicted model, not a curated record. Bases 189 to 1655 code for a protein of 488 amino acids. Gene Ontology annotation, biological process: protein transport.
UAUUGUAAUUAAAGUCAAUAAACAUUCAUUUUAAAAAUAAAGACCAUCCUAUAUUCUUGCCUUAGUCUCUGUCUAUUCUUCCCAGCUCGUUAUAGCUCUUAAAUGCGGAUCAACUUUGAGUCGCAUUAGAAGAACAAUUCUUGAAACUGUUUUUAAUCAAUUCUCUUCAGAACCCAAAAAAGAAGAAAAUGUUUGACGGGUUGUUGAAAAGCAAAUUCUACUCCAAAUGCAAAUCGGCAAUUAAGAUGACGAAAACUCGGAUCGAGAUUAUACGCAAGAAGAGAAAUGCAAUGCAGAAGUAUUUGAGGAAUGAUAUUGCUGAUCUGCUUAAGAAUGGAUUAGAUAAUAAUGCCUAUGGCAGGGCGGAAGGACUUCUGGUUGAGUUGAACAAAUCUAGCUGUUACGAUUUGAUUGAGCAAUUUUCAGUUUUUAUCUCGAGUCAUCUCGCAGCCAUGGCUAAACAGAGGGAAUGUCCCGAAGAGUGCAGGGAAGCUGUAUCGUCUUUGAUGCAAGCAGCAGCAAGAUUCGCUGACCUGCCGGAAUUGAGGGAGCUGAGAACUGUCUUUUCUGAGAGAUACGAGAAUUCUCUGGAUGUUUACGUCAAUAAAGAGUUUGUUGAGAUGUUGAAGUUAUCUCUUCCAUCAAUGGAUAUGAAGCUUCAAUUAAUGCAAGAUAUAGCAGUACAUUCAGGCUUAACAUGGAAUUCAGAAGCUUUGAAAAAUAAGCUUUAUAAUGUGGCUGCCUCUAUCCAAGAUUUCACCAAGGAAACCAAUGGUAGUGAUUACAGUCUUCACAACGGGGUGAAUGGUUCAGUUCAAAAUAAAGGCUGCAGGGACAUUGAGAACCCGAGAGAAUGUACUGCUCCCGAGAGGAAAGAUGUCCGUUCAUCUUAUGGAGAAAAGGAAGCUACGAAAGAGGAACACAGAUUACCUAGGAGAAAGGAAAAUGCCGGGCCUCAAAAAGACAACAUAGUUCGUCCACCAGUUGUUACACCUCCUAUUGGAAGAAACGAGGUGCGAAAUCAACCAGGUACCCUGAGAAGUACUUAUGAGGAAAAAGUCGAGAAUGAAAAGCCUGUUAACUUUAAAUCGAUUGCUCCUCCUUAUACCAAAUCGGAAAAUGACAACGAAAAGAUUAGCGACACUGAUGAUUCAGUUGGUGAUGCUAAGCCGAAGCCAAGAUCCGUCAGGAGUAGACAAAUUAAAAAACUGCCAUCGGCUCUUGAAAAUGUUGGUGGUUCCGAAAGUAACAACAGUGUAAAUCAAGACAAAGCAGCCCAUGGACAAAGAAUUCUAAAGUUCUUAGACAAGGGUGACCAACGAGACAACGAAGAAAGAGCGAUGGACAAGCUUUUAUUUCACUACAGUCGGAAAAAGACACCUCACGACAUGGACGAUUCAGCCUCAGCUCAUAAGCCGCCCCGUCAGCUUGCUGCCACGGAAAAAAGCAAAUCAUCUAAACAUGGAAACAGAGAUGCUCCAAACAGAAUGUCUUCGCUUCCUGUAGAAUUAACAACUUCAACCAAGAUUCCAAAAAGACACGUCCGGGCCACGUCCCUCCAGCCUGAAAUACUGAGUGCAAACGGGCACGUGCACCCUAAGUUGCCGGACUAUGAUGAUUUUGUUGCCAGACUUGCAGCUUUUAGAGGAAAUUGAUGCAGUAGAAACACAAAAAGAGUCUCCAUUCUCAUUUUAUGGUACAUUUUUUUCUAUUCGAUUUAAAGCAUGGUUUAUACUUAUAAGAGGUGACAUCAGUAGGAAGUACACUAGUUAUAGAGUAAUCUUCGUUUACUUUUGAUUGUACUAUAAACCAUUUGUUCUGUAGGCCAGUGUAACCAUUCAGAAAGUCAUAUUCUUUUCAUUUUUUCCA